Messenger RNA from Euleptes europaea (tarantolino), 1245 nucleotides. It is a transcript of the gene PHKG1, whose product is annotated as phosphorylase kinase catalytic subunit gamma 1. Gene Ontology annotation, molecular function: phosphorylase kinase activity; ATP binding; calmodulin binding. Lineage: Eukaryota; Metazoa; Chordata; Lepidosauria; Squamata; Sphaerodactylidae. Gene Ontology annotation, cellular component: phosphorylase kinase complex. Bases 51 to 1217 code for a protein of 388 amino acids. Gene Ontology annotation, biological process: protein phosphorylation; glycogen biosynthetic process. The transcript is spliced from 9 exons. The record is from RefSeq and is a predicted model, not a curated record.
UUGUCAUCUUGAAAUAAACCUCAAGAAGGUUCUCAACAGUACAGAUAAAGAUGACCAAAACCGAGGAGCUUCCCGACAGCCAUUCGUCUGGGGAAUUUUAUGAGAAAUAUGAGCCAAAGGAAAUCUUGGGAAGAGGGGUAAGCAGCGUGGUUCGCCGGUGCAUCCAUAAAAUUACCAGGGAAGAAUUUGCUGUUAAAAUUAUAGACAUCACAGCUGGGAAUUUGUCACCAGAAGAAAUUCAUGAAUUGCGAGAAGCCACUCUGAAGGAAAUAGACAUCCUCCGGAAGGUGUCUGGACACCCCAAUGUCGUCCAGCUGAAGGACAGCUUCGAAUCUCACACCUUCUUCUUCUUGGUGUUUGACCUAAUGAAAAGAGGGGAACUCUUUGAUUACCUCACAGAGAAAGUGACCUUGAGCGAGAAGGAAACCAGAAAGAUCAUGCGUGCCCUCCUGGAAGUGAUCCAGUACCUUCAUUCCAUGAACAUCGUUCAUCGAGACCUGAAGCCGGAAAACAUCCUCCUGGACGAUGACAUGAACAUCAAGCUGACCGACUUUGGCUUCUCAUGUCAGCUGCAGAGAGAUGAAAAACUCAAAGAGAUCUGUGGAACUCCUGGCUACUUGGCGCCUGAAAUAUUAGAAUGUUCCAUGGAUCCAGACCAUCCAGGUUACGGGAAGGAAAUUGACAUGUGGAGCACAGGUGUCAUCAUGUACACAUUGCUGGCUGGAUCGCCACCCUUCUGGCACCGGAAACAGAUGCUGAUGCUGCGGAUGAUCAUGAGCGGAGAUUACAAGUUCGGCUCCCCGGAGUGGGACGACCAGUCGGAUACGGUCAAAGAUCUGAUUGCCCAUUUCCUGGUGGUGAAACCAGAACGUCGCUACACUGUGGAGGAUGCUCUCGCUCACCCGUUCUUCCAACAAUACGUAGUGGAAGAAGUCCGACACUUCAGCCCAUUCCGGAAAUUUCGGGUCAUCUGCUUGACGGUCUUGGCGUCGGUCCGAAUCUACCUCAACUAUCGUAACGUCAAGCCGGUCACCAUGGAGGUGAUGCAGCGCGACCCGUACGGCUUGAAACCCGUCCGUAAGCUGAUCGACGCCUGCGCCUUCCGGAUCUAUGGCCACUGGGUGAAGAAGGGAGAGGCGCAGAACAGGGCGGCUCUGUUUGAAAACACACCCAAAGCAAUCCUGUUCAGCUUGGCUGCUGAGGAAGAGUUCUUUUGAGUUUGAAUGUGGCGACAGCACCGGCCUU